AAAAACGAGUAAUUUGUUUUGGUUUACACAUUUCUUCUCGUUUUGGUUCACUACUCUACCUGCUGUUGGGGGUAGGGUUGCAGCUUAUAAAACACCACCUCGCCUCCGGUUGCGCAGCCAUAACCUGUGCACACGCAACCUUAUCCUGCGCUCCUCUUCAUCUCUCUGCAUCGAAACAAUGGGGGCUUCUCUCCCUCCAAAAGAGGCUAACCUCUUCAAGCUCAUUGUCAAAUCAUAUGAAACUAAACAAUACAAGAAGGGACUGAAAGCUGCAGAUGCUAUAUUAAAAAAGUUUCCAGAUCAUGGAGAAACUUUAUCCAUGAAGGGAUUAACGUUGAACUGCAUGGACCGCAAAUCAGAAGCAUAUGAACUUGUUCGGCGUGGAUUAAAGAAUGACCUUAAAAGCCAUGUUUGCUGGCAUGUUUAUGGUCUCCUAUAUCGAUCAGAUAGGGAAUACAGGGAGGCAAUAAAAUGCUACAGGAAUGCUUUGAAGAUUGAUCCAGACAACAUUGAAAUUCUUCGUGACCUCUCUCUGUUACAGGCACAAAUGCGGGAUUUGACUGGUUUUGUUGAAACAAGACAACAACUCCUGACCCUGAAACCAAAUCAUCGGAUGAAUUGGAUAGGUUUUGCCGUUGCCCAUCAUUUAAAUUCUAAUGGCUCAAAAGCAAUUGAAAUCCUGGAAGCGUAUGAAGGGACACUAGAAGAUGAUUAUCCUCCAGAGAAUGAACGUUGUGAGCAUGGAGAAAUGCUUUUAUACAAGGUUUCUUUGAUGGAGGAAUGCGGGUUUCUUGAAAGAGCUUUGGAGGAAUUGCACAAGAAAGAGUCUAAAAUUGUUGAUAAAUUAGCUUUCAAGGAACAGGAAGUUUCCUUGUUAGUAAAGCUUGGUCGUCUAGGGGAAGGAGAGGAAAUCUAUAGAGCUUUGUUGUCUAUGAACCCUGACAAUUAUAGAUAUUAUGAGGGUCUGCAGAAAUGUUUGGGGUUAUAUUCAGAAAAUGGCCAGUAUUCAGCUAAUGACAUUGAUAAGCUAGAUGCCUUGUACAAAUCACUUAGAGAGCAAUACACUUGGUCAUCUGCUGUCAAGAGGAUACCACUGGAUUUUCUACAAGGUGAAAAAUUCCGAGAAGCAGCAGAUCACUAUAUCAGGCCUCUCUUAACCAAGGGAGUUCCUUCGCUGUUCUCUGAUCUUUAUCCUUUGUAUCAUCACCCAGGCAAGGCAGAUAUUCUAGAGCAAUUGAUUCUUGAGUUGGAAGAUUCAAUUAGAAAGACUGGAGCAUAUCCAGGGAGGGCUGUGGAGCCUCCUUCGACGCUAAUGUGGACUUUGUUUUUGUUGGCUCAGCAUUAUGAUAGAAGGGGCCAAUUUGAUAUUGCUCUUACUAAAAUUGAUGAAGCUAUUGAUCAUACUCCUACAGUGAUUGAUCUAUACUCUGUCAAGGGGAGGAUAUUGAAGCAUGCAGGUGACUUGGUAGCUGCUGCAGCUUCGGCAGAUGAAGCUAGGUCUAUGGACCUUGCAGAUCGCUUCAUAAACAGUGAAUGUGUUAAGCGUAUGCUUCAGGCUGAUCAGGUUGGAUUGGCAGAAAAAACAGCUGUGUUAUUCACAAAGGAUGGAGAUCAACAUAAUAACCUUCAUGACAUGCAGUGCAUGUGGUAUGAACUUGCUUCUGGUGAAAGUUAUUGUCGACAAGGUGAUCUUGGGCGAGCUUUGAAAAAAUUCUUGGCUGUGGAGAAGCAUUAUGUGGAUAUGAAUGAAGAUCAAUUUGAUUUCCAUUCAUAUUGUUUAAGAAAAAUGACUCUUCGCGCCUACGUGGAAAUGCUGAAAUUUCAAGAUCGCUUGCAUUCACAUGCAUAUUUUCAUAAAGCGGCAGCUGGAGCUAUCAGAUGCUAUUUAAAAUUAUAUGAUUCUCCAUCAAAAUCAGCAACUGAAGAAGAUGAUGAAAUGUCAAAGUUGCCACCUUCUCUGAAAAAGAAAAUGAGACAAAAACAGAGAAAAGCAGAAGCCCGUGCUAAGAAAGAAGCUGAAGAGAAAAAUGAGGAGUCAAAUGCUGUUAGUGUCUCUAAAUCUGGAAAGCGGCAACAUACAAAACCAGUUGAUCUUGAUCCCAAUGGAGAGAAGUUGUUGCAGGUUGAAGAUCCAUUAUUAGAAGCUACAAAAUAUUUGAAGUUACUCCAAAAGCAUUCUUCAGAUACCUUGGAUACACACUUGCUUUCUUUUGAAGUUAACAUGAGAAAGCAGAAGGUGUUGCUUGCCUUUCAGGCUGUAAAGCAGUUGCUUAGGUUGGAUGCAGAUAAUCCCGACACUCAUCGAUGCUUGAUAAGAUUCUUCCAUAAGGUGGAUAGCAUGGCAGCUCCAGUGACUGAUUCCGAGAAACUCAUUUGGAAGGUCUUGGAAGCAGAGCGCCCUGAUCUGAGUCAAUUGCAUGGGAAAUCUCUGAUUGAAGCAAAUAGCUGCUUCCUUGAGAAACAUAAAGAUUCCUUGUUGCAUAGAGCAUCAGCUGCAGAAAUGUUGUUUGUUUUGGAUCCUGAAAAGAAAACUGAAGCUAUAAAACUUGUUGAAGAUUCAACGAACAGUCCGGUGCAAGCAAACGGAGCAUUGAGAGCAGUGAAGGAAUGGAAGCUCAAGGAUUGUAUUGCAGUCCACAAACUCCUUGAAACAGUCCUCAGUGAUCCCGAUGCCGCAUCUAGAUGGAAAACACGAUGUGCUGAAUAUUUCCCUUUCUCAACAUACUUUGAAGGUACACGCAGCUCAGCCUUCUCCAAAUCUGCUGACCAUCAAGAAGCUGGCACAAGUGGAGAUUCUCACUCCUUGAAUGGAAAAUUAGAGGAUUUCAACAAUCUAACCAUCUAAUAUCACGUCUGCACCUUACCUUGAAGAAUUAUAGAUCCAAGAGAGCAUAGAGAAAGUGCCACAAAAGUCUGAAUCACGCUGGGCUUGGGGACAAAGGAUGUGGUACCCGACGACUCCUAAGGAGGGAAGCUCAUGCGGAAAUAUUUGUCCUUGAGGUUUUGUCAGCAAAUGCUAUGAGACUCUUUUUUCCUGAUGGCCAUUUCUUCCACCCGGUUGCUGGAUGGAUUCCGUUUAAAAUGUGUAUACUUUGUUAGUUGGUUGUGUUGUGAGGGUUGCUGAAUCGUAUACCCAACUCUGUUGAAUCAGAAUCCUAGAUAGUGGGGUUAUAAAACGUGCAGCGUUUCGACUUUCGAGGCUAUAAAUGUUUUAAGGUCAAGGGGAGCGCUGAUACGUGUCUUGGGUACUGGUCCUGCAUCCGGUCAUAAUGUUGAGCAACAACAUUUUGCCCUGAUGAGUCUAUCUCCAGUGUUUGUUGUACUCAACUUUUGAUUUUCUUGGCCAUUGUCUCAAGUUAUUGUACCACAACAUGGAAAAUUUUGGCAUGAUUUCAUAUUGUACCAAUUGAAUUUGCAGCGAUGAUCAACAAGCAGCGUUGGGAGUGAAGAGAAAUAAUAAGUUUACAUUUUGUUAUUGUGUGAUCAA
Molecule: messenger RNA, 3487 nt
Organism: Nelumbo nucifera (sacred lotus)
Lineage: Eukaryota; Viridiplantae; Streptophyta; Magnoliopsida; Proteales; Nelumbonaceae
Product: N-terminal acetyltransferase A complex auxiliary subunit NAA15
Biological process (GO): N-terminal peptidyl-methionine acetylation
Cellular component (GO): cytoplasm
Molecular function (GO): protein binding
Source: RefSeq, a predicted model, not a curated record